UACGAUUCGGAACAUAUUUUUAUGAACCGUUAGUACAGUUCAUGGUUGGACAAGAUACCGAACCAAGAAUCUUACAUGAAAACAGUUACAAGAAACUUCCAAAUGGUCACCGGGCACAUGAAAUGCCUAAUAAGGCUGUCGACCUUCUAGAUGCUGAACAAUUUAAAGAAACUCUUAAUGAGCUUGAAAAUGGGGUUCAAAAAGCAUUUGAUCAUUUUACGAAGUGGAUAAAACCUUGGUAUCACUUACCAUUGUCUAUUUGUCGAUUGGGAAGUAAUUCAGGUCAAUCAUUCACUCGAAGUUUUUACCAUAUUACUUUAAAACAACCAUGGAUAAAUAUACCAAAUGAAAAUAAAAUCAAAUUCGCAAAGGAAUUAGAAGACGAUAUUGCUGAUUCUAAUACCAAUGACUUUGGAUUGUCUAAAUUAUUGUUGGAGGAUAAUUACUUUCGACAUGAGUUUGAGGAAUUCUGCACAUCAACAAACCCUUUAUUACAUCACUAUCCUCACAUUUAUGAAUUUGUCAAAACUAAAAUUUAUACAAAACUCGACAAGGAAAAUUUAAAAGCCAGAAUUGAAGAAACUCGUUCUGAAAGAAACAAGUCCAAAAAAAAUUUUUCGGGAAUACCAAGUCAAUUAGACAAUCUUCAAGCUGAGCAACUCUUUGAACAUAUGUUUAGUAAUAAGAUUAAAUU
Molecule: messenger RNA, 694 nt
Organism: Ambispora leptoticha
Lineage: Eukaryota; Fungi; Glomeromycota; Glomeromycetes; Archaeosporales; Ambisporaceae
Source: the annotation of a GenBank genome assembly